Acanthopagrus latus (yellowfin seabream) is the source of this 3309-nucleotide messenger RNA. Its product is annotated as speckle type BTB/POZ protein. Bases 596 to 1723 code for a protein of 375 amino acids. The record is from RefSeq and is a predicted model, not a curated record. The transcript has 12 exons. Gene Ontology annotation, molecular function: ubiquitin protein ligase binding. Gene Ontology annotation, cellular component: nucleus; cytoplasm. Gene Ontology annotation, biological process: proteasome-mediated ubiquitin-dependent protein catabolic process; regulation of proteolysis. Lineage: Eukaryota; Metazoa; Chordata; Actinopteri; Spariformes; Sparidae.
AAAAAAAAAAAAAAAAAAAAUCCUUCAUCCCUUUCUUGCAACAGCGAAACAAAGGUGAGGCCACAUUGUGUUGUUUGUCAUUCAGGGUAGGAGAGGGGGAGUGAUGCGCAGCAAAGGGACCCAGGCCAGGAGUCGAACCGGGGUUCUCUGCAGAGCCUCGGCACAUGGGUCGUACGCGCUACCAACCGAGCUAAGCGGCGCCCCAACCAGUCAUCCUUUCUUAGCUUCAGCUCCAUUGAUGUCUUACUGCAACAAAUAGAGGUAGCACCAAGAUAAAACUACUUGCCAAGAAGCCCAGGCUUUGGACAGACUUGCAGUACUGACACACCUACAGACAGAGAGACCUGACGGACAGAGUCCAGCUGGCGAGUCAUGGCAGCAGCAAGCGGAACAGAUGUGCAAGGGACUUUGAUCUAGGGUGCCCGUAGCUAUUUUUGUGUCUGGACGUCCUGUUGUACUGGAUGCGACUCUGCAGCUCUCCGUAUGGUCGUUUAAGAGUCGGCCAGCUUGACCGACUUUCCUCCCCUGCGCCCCCCUUACCACGUCACAACACACCUGGCUUGUUCUCCAGCCUCUCUCUGCAUCAAUUCUGGCAAUGUCCAGAGUCUCAAGCCCCCCUCCGCCGGUGGAAAUGUCCAGCGGUCCUGUGGCUGAGAGCUGGUGUUACACUCAGAUCAAAGUGGUGAAGUUCUCCUACAUGUGGACCAUCAACAACUUCAGCUUCUGUCGGGAGGAGAUGGGAGAGGUCAUCAAGAGCUCCACUUUCUCCUCAGGAGCGAAUGACAAGCUCAAAUGGUGUUUGCGAGUAAACCCCAAAGGCCUGGAUGAGGAGAGUAAAGACUAUCUUUCACUUUACUUGCUCUUAGUCAGCUGCCCGAAAAGUGAGGUGCGCGCCAAGUUUAAGUUUUCUAUCCUCAAUGCCAAGGGAGAAGAAACCAAAGCUAUGGAGAGCCAGAGAGCAUACCGCUUCGUCCAGGGGAAGGACUGGGGUUUCAAAAAGUUUAUAAGGAGGGACUUCCUGCUGGAAGAGGCCAAUGGUUUGCUGCCCGAUGACAAAUUAACGCUUUUCUGUGAGGUGAGCGUGGUACAGGACUCUGUCAACAUCUCAGGUCAGAACACAAUGAACACGGUGAAGGUUCCUGACUGCAGGCUGGCCGAGGAGCUCGGAGAUCUAUGGGAAAACUCCAGGUUCACAGACUGCUCCUUGUGUGUCGCCGGCCAGAAAUUCCAGGCGCACAAAGCCAUCCUCGCAGCUCGCUCGCCGGUGUUCAGUGCCAUGUUUGAGCACGAGAUGGAAGAGAGCAAAAAGAACCGUGUGGAGAUAAAUGACGUGGAGCCAGAUGUCUUCAAAGAGAUGAUGUGCUUCAUCUACACAGGCAAGGCCCCCAACCUGGACAAGAUGGCUGAUGACCUGCUGGCUGCAGCUGACAAGCAGUAUGCUCUGGAGAGGCUGAAGGUGAUGUGCGAGGACGCUCUGUGCACGAGCCUGAGCGUGGAGAACGCCGCAGAGAUCCUCAUCCUCGCCGACCUGCACAGCGCCAACCAGCUCAAGACGCAGGCCGUGGACUUCAUCAACUAUCACGCAGCUGACGUGAUGGAGACAUCGGCCUGGAAGUCCAUGGUGAUCUCUCACCCACACUUGGUGGCCGAGGCCUAUCACUCCCUGGCCUCGGCUCAGUGCCCCUUCCUGGGUCCUCCAAGAAAACGGCUCAAGCAGUCUUAGUGGUCCGGAGAAACUCUGCUGUCACAACCCUGACGGUCCUCCUGUGCUCCUCUCUCUCCUACAGCAGCCAGAGACGCUCAAGUCCUAAACCCAGUCUAGAUACAGCUGUGGAGAGCUACUCAGCCGGGCAGACCAGAGAAUUUCAGGACCGAUUCCACAGAGGAGAUGCUACACAUCUCUGUUGGUGGGGAUGGGGUGAAUUCUAUAAGAUCUAAACCUGGAUAUUUGUGGAUUGCAAGCUCAAAGCCUUGUUUGGUCCAUAUAUCCUUUGUCUACUGUGUUGGAAAUCUAGAAUCAUAAGCUGCGAGUCAGUCACAUAAAGAACUGAUCUCCCGGCUUGACAGGAAAAGUCACUGCUGGCUCCCUGUGAAUCUAAUGUGGUGGCAUAUUGUCUUCAGCAGUGCUAAAGCCCAAACUGUGCUCUGUGCUGAAAAGACAAGUGAUGAGGAUCAACCAACUAGAAAGUGAAAGACUAUUGCUCUCAUUGAUGCUGAACAGUUUGCAUUGUUUUUGUACAGCACAAUUCUGAGUUUGAAUAAAAGAGUCUGAACACAACUUCAUGAGAACUGUUUAGCUUGUGCCUUAAACGGGGCAAACACCGUACGGAUGAAGUCAGAUCACCCUCGACUACCACUGGAGUCAGGCCCAAUUUCUGCCCAUCAGUUGUGGUUUGAUGUGCGCUAUGACCAGGGUCAUAAUGCCACCAUAUGUAAAAAUCAACAAGUGCGGUCGGGUUUCAGAAAUCUCGUCCUGCAGUCUUUAAGUCUGUGCAGAUCCACAGUGAGAUUUCCCACACGGCUGCUCUCCGUUAUGAACUGUAGUGAGCUUGUUUUAAUAUCAUUGGAGAAGUAUUUAACAUGUGGUUAUAACUGUAGUCUCGACUGGGACUGUAGGUAUACUAUAUCACUACACUGUACUGUGAUAUAAUGCUGAGCAGACUGUCUGCAUCUUCCAGCCAUCUGGGGCUGCGUGUUUCUCUUCUUUUUUUUCUCUUCUUUCCAUUCAUCGCAGGAUUGCACAAAACGAACGCCUCUUUUGGUCAACAUUGUGGAGGAGGCAGUCAUUAUGUCGUGGCUCUUAAAUCGAUCUGUGCUGUUGGAACAUAAAAGAUGCAAGUUCAAGCUGUGUGGAAAAAAAAAAACAGGAUAAAGGUGGGAUAUGUAUGACUUUUAGCUAAAAACAUAUUUAAAAAAAAAUACUAAAAUGACCGACUGAAUGUGAAGAAACAACAGUUUUUAUGUUUUGUCAAAAACGUUUAUGUACUGUGUUGCAGAAACAUCCGAAGUUAGCAAUGCUAGCCAGCUAGCCACGCCCCUGUCGUGUCAUAAGUUAAGAUAACACUUUAUUAAUCCCUCAGGUGGAAAUUGGCCAGCUCCCCCAGCUCUGAUUCCAGUGCCCACUCUGGUGUAUUCUUAAGUCAAGCGUUGAAAGUUAACAUUAGAAUACUAAUAAAAACUAACAGAGUCUGUCAGCCUUAAAAAAAAGGAUGAUCAUUAUGGAAAAGGGCCUUUUUACUCACCUGUUACCACACACUGUGACUGAAACAAUGUUUGAGCUUUUGGAGCGAUGAAAUACAGAUGUUUUGA